Messenger RNA from Rhinocladiella mackenziei CBS 650.93, 684 nucleotides. RefSeq lists its product as uncharacterized. Lineage: Eukaryota; Fungi; Ascomycota; Eurotiomycetes; Chaetothyriales; Herpotrichiellaceae. The transcript has a single exon. The record is from RefSeq and is a predicted model, not a curated record. The coding region runs from base 1 to 684 and encodes 227 amino acids.
AUGCAGGAACCCGAUCACUCCUCAUCUCGUUCCAUUCUGCUAAUCCAUCUCUUCCAAAGCCUCUCCGGAACCUGGAUCCUCAACCGUAAGGUACAAUCGGCAGACCCUUCGGAGCCUUCAGGUCUCUGUUCAGGCCAGGCCACCUUUACCAAAACCCCGCCUUCUCCCGUUAUUGAUGCGGAUGGGAGGCUCCAUCUCGCCGAUCUGGAGCUUCUCUACCAUGAACAAGGCGAGUUUGAUAUGACCAUUCCAUUCCAAGGUCGGACGAAUCCGCCCAAGUUCUCCUUUGCUCGGAAAUACAUCUGGCGUUUGAAUCUGGCUGAAAAUGUCCAUACUAUAAGCAUCUGGUUUACCAAGCCUGGUACCAAUACCAUCGACUAUCUCUUCCAUCAGAUUGAUAUCUCUUUCCCCGACGAUGAUUCCUCCAAUUCAACACGUCAUCUAGUCCUCACCGGUACUGGUGGUCACCUCUGUGUCGAUGACUUCUACAGCAGCUCCUAUUCUUUCACGAUGUUUUGUCAAGACAAUGCUCUCCCAGCUCUCUUCUCCUGGACUACAUCACAUGAAGUCCUGGGACCGAAGAAAGAUCAAGUUAUCGAAACGACAUUCACCAAACCACGAUCUCUCUCUCUCUCCCCGCCUUGUUCCCUUCAUAUUUCAAACCAGCUACAAGUCCCACCGUAA